Onthophagus taurus is the source of this 2409-nucleotide messenger RNA. The record is from RefSeq and is a predicted model, not a curated record. Lineage: Eukaryota; Metazoa; Arthropoda; Insecta; Coleoptera; Scarabaeidae.
AUGACAAAUGGAAACCUGGAGUUCGGUUCGGGUCGAAGUAUUGUGGAUGCUUUUGCUGAUUAUUUUGAGUCCGUUUAUAUUCAAUCUGAUCCUGUUUUUGUGGAGUCUGAUUUCCCCGAUCAUAGUCUUUGUUUGUCAGUGGAGAGCUUCAGCUUGGAGGAGGUUGAGGNCGGCGUUUCCCGAUUCAAGACCGAGCCCGUAGAAGAAGAAAUCCUGCGGCUGGAUCAGCGAUGGCACAGAAAUAGGGGAAGAGGGAAGUCGGAGCGAGGCGGACAUGGUACAAGAUUCACGCGCGGCCAGAGCGGCCGAGCUUAUGCAGACACGACGCCGACGUCAGCCGGUGCGUCAUCAGCAAGGGGUGACAUCCACGGUGGUGGCGGCGCAAUCGAUGAUUUGUUUUCAAAAUUAAAGGGGGGUAAACAGUUUUCGAAAAUAGAUUUGUCACAGGCUUAUUUACAGUUAUUGCUCGAUGAUGAGUCCAAAGAAUUAACUACAAUUAGUACACAUAGAGGUUUGUUUAAGUAUAAUAGAUUACCCUUUGGUGUGGCUUGUGCUCCAGCAAAAUUCCAGCGUACGAUGGAAUUACUGUUUAAUAAAAUGGAUGGUGUAUGUUGUUUUAUGGACGACAUCUUGAUCGCUGGUCAAAACGAUAAAGAGCAUUUACAUAGAUUAGAGCAAGUUUUUGAAACUUUGCAAGAUUGCGGAUUGACGGUGACGGGAGAAAAAUGUUCUUUUUUUGUACCAUCAGUUUCAUACUUAGGUUAUGUAAUUGAUAAGAACGGACUUCAUAAAUCGAUGAAUAAAAUAAAAGCAAUCACAGAAAUCCCGAAACCAAAUAAUGUCACCCAAUUAAAAUCAUUCUUAGGAGCAAUUAAUUAUUAUCACCGUUUUAUGCCAAAUAUACCAAAUAUGUUACACCCAUUGUAUGAAUUAAUUAAAAAAGAUGUUCCUUGGUGUUGGAGUAACGAAUGUGAUCAGUCAUUUUCAACAAUUAAACAAAUUUUAGCUUCAGAUCAAUUUUUAGUUCAUUAUAAUCCCGAUUUACCAAUUCAAUUAACAGUUGAUGCUUCAGAAUUCGGGUUGGGAGCAGUGCUUUCCCAUGUUUAUGAGUCAGGAAUAUCAGGUUGGCCUGCAAAUUGCAAUGAUUAUAUUAAACCAUAUUUUAAAAGAAAAAAUGAAAUAAAUAUUGAAGACGAUAUACUCGUCUGGGGUUGUAGAGUAAUUAUUCCUGAAACUUUACGAAAAAAUAUAUUAGAUGAAUUACAUUUAAAUCACUUUGGAAUUGUUAAAACAAAGAGUCUAGCGAGAUCUUACAUUUGGUGGCCUUCCCUAAACAACGAAAUAGAAAAUAUGAUUCGAAAUUGUUCAUCUUGUAAAAGUAUAAGACAGACCCCACAAAAAGUUUCCCUACAGAAUUGGCCCUUGGCCGGGGUGUGGGAAAGAUUACAUAUUGAUUUUAUGGGUCCUAUUAACAAUAAAUUUUAUUUAAUUGUCAUUGACUCAUACUCAAAAUGGCUAGAAGUUUAUUCCAUGUUAUCAAUAACUUCUUUAAAUACGAUCAAUAGACUUAGGGAAUUAUUUUCUAGAUUUGGAUUACCAAAAACAGUUGUAUCUGAUAACGGACCUCAAUUAACAUCACAAGAAUUUAAAAAUUUUUUAAAGUCAAAUGGUAUUACUCAUAUAACUUCACCUCCUUAUCAUCCAGCGUCUAAUGGCAGUGCCGAAAAUUCUGUAAAAACUGUAAAGAAAUUUUUAAUUAAAGUUUUGAAAGAUUCAAAGAGAAAUCUAGCCAAUUUGAAUUUGUUGUUAAAUAAUUUUCUUUUGGAUUAUCGUAACACAGAACAUUGCAGUACUGGUGAAUCACCAGCAAGAAUAUUUUUGAAUAGACCCUUAAGAACGAGAUUUGAUUUAAUCAAGCCGAAUUCUAUUCAAAACAGAGAUAAUAAAACGUCUGCAAUUAUUAAAGACAAUAUUAUGGCUAGUAAUAAUCGUAAUAAAUACAAUUUUAAGGGGGGAAGAAAAGUAGUAUUUUCAAUAGGACAAAAAGUUUUGGUUAAGGAAUAUAAAGGUAGCAAAUUUAGUUGGAUUGACGGAAAAAUAACAAAAAAAUUAGGAAAGUUUGUAUAUAUAAUUUACUUACCUGAUUCAAAUACUUACUGUAAAAGACACGCGAAUCAAAUGAUAGAAUGUAAACAAAAUAAUAGUAGUAAUGACAGUCAUCCUUACCUUGAUAUGUUAACACAUUCACAUGUAACUUCGGGUGUUCUAAUGAAGGCACAAUCAAUUAAUAAAAAUUUAACAGAAACUAAUUCGUCACGUUCAUCGGAACAACUUGAGGAAGAUUUAUCUUGUAAUGUAAAUCGUCCAAUUCGUAAAAGGCGUCCUCCCGAUCGAUUAGAAUAUAAUUAA